UUGCCGCGCGGCGCACUUGGCGCGGGGAGGACGCGGCUGGACUGGACGCUCGCCCGGGACCCGUCUCCGUCCCUGUCCGUUGGAUUAGCGGCGCUUCUUCGCAGCCGGGGCGGGAGAGGAGCGCCGCUCUGCCGCCCGUCCCCGCCUCUCCGCUUCGCUCGCACCAUGCUGCCGCGGAUCGGGGCGCUGCUCGGGGCUCUCCUCCAGCUGUUGCUGCCGCCGGGCGCCGGAGGAGCCGCUGACGCCAAAGCCCGGAGCUGCGGCGAGGUGAGGCAGGCGUACGGCGCCAAAGGCUUCAGCCUGGCCAACAUCCCCUAUCAGGAGAUCGCAGGGGAACAUUUGAGAAUUUGCCCUCAGGAAUAUACGUGCUGCACAUCAGAAAUGGAAGACAAGCUGAGCCAGCAAAGCAAACUGGAAUUUGAGAACCUGGUGGAUGAGACGAGUCAUUUUGUGCGCACAACCUUUGUGUCGAGGCACAAGAAAUUUGAUGAAUUUUUCCGCGAACUCCUGGAGAACGCAGAAAGAUCCUUAAAUGAUAUGUUUGUACGGACCUAUGGGAUGCUCUACAUGCAGAAUUCAGAAGUAUUCCAGGAACUCUUUAUAGAACUGAAAAGAUAUUACACAGGAGGCAACGUGAACUUGGAGGAAAUGCUGAAUGACUUCUGGGCUCGCCUAUUAGAGCGAAUGUUCCAGCUCAUAAACCCCCAGUAUCAUUUCUCGGAGGACUAUCUCGAGUGCGUAAGCAAAUACACAGACCAGCUCAAGCCUUUUGGAGACGUACCCAGGAAGCUGAAGGUCCAGGUGACGAGAGCUUUCAUCGCUGCGCGGACCUUUGUUCAGGGACUGACCGUGGGCAGAGAAGUGGCUAACAGGGUAUCCAAGGUCAGUCCUACCCCAGGAUGCAUCCGUGCGUUAAUGAAGAUGUUGUACUGCCCUUACUGCAGAGGACUUCCCACUGUGAAACCUUGCGACAACUACUGCCUCAAUGUUAUGAAGGGCUGCCUUGCAAACCAAGCUGAUUUGGAUACUGAAUGGAAUCUCUUCAUAGAUGCUAUGCUUUUGGUCGCGGAGAGAUUAGAGGGACCAUUCAACAUCGAAACGGUUAUGGAUCCUAUUGAUGUCAAAAUUUCCGAAGCCAUCAUGAACAUGCAAGAAAACAGUAUGCAGGUGUCAGCAAAGGUCUUCCAGGGGUGUGGACAGCCCAAACCAGCCCCAGGAUUAAGAUCUUCUCGUUCCAUUCCUGAUAACUUUAAUACCCGUUUCCGGCCCUACAAUCCUGAGGAAAGGCCAACGACAGCUGCUGGUACGAGCUUGGAUAGGCUGGUGAUUGACAUCAAAGAAAAACUGAAGCUUUCAAAAAAGUUCUGGUCGGCAUUGCCUUACACUAUUUGCAAAGAGGAAAGUGUGACCGCUGGCCCGUCAAAUGAGGAGGACUGCUGGAAUGGGCACGCCAAAGCUAAAUAUCUACCAGAGAUUAUGAAUGAUGGACUUACCAACCAGAUCAACAAUCCUGAGGUUGAUGUGGACAUCACCAGGCCUGAUACCUACAUACGGCAACAAAUCAUGGCCUUGAGAGUCAUGACGAACAAACUCAAGAAUGCGUACAAUGGAAAUGAUGUGAACUUUCAGGACACAAGUGACGAAACCAGUGGCUCAGGAAGUGGAAGCGGUUGCACCGAUGACAUUUGUCCAACUGAGUUUGAAUUUAUCACCACAGAAGCCCCUCUCGUUGACUCAGACAGGAGGGAAGUAGACUCUUCAGCAAGCCGAUCUAGCCGUCCAGUGUUCACAUGGUUUGUCAUCUGCUUUGUCCUCCUACUACAAAGACAGUGCAGAUAAUCCUGGCUCCUGUCAGAGAUGACUGUCUUUUAGCUAUUGAAAAACAGCCAGUUUUCUUCUUUUCAUAUCCUCUUGGACCUCAGACCACGCCACAAACAAUUACAGUUUUCUACCGGAAGAAGGUGGUGCUGCAACCUGCUCCCCUUUGUGCUUUCCCAAAGAGGUGCCGGACUUAACUGUUCCCUGUGUCCUUUCAAAUAGCUGUGAAGACAAGGUCUGAUUCUCAGAAACCUUUUUCUCAGAUUUUUAUUACAGGAGACUUUUCAGAACUUCGUUUGCUUUUAUGCAGCAGGAAGAGAAUUGG
Molecule: messenger RNA, 2143 nt
Organism: Eublepharis macularius
Lineage: Eukaryota; Metazoa; Chordata; Lepidosauria; Squamata; Eublepharidae
Gene: GPC6
Product: glypican 6
Exons: 9
Coding region: 166-1839 (557 amino acids)
Biological process (GO): cell migration; regulation of signal transduction; regulation of protein localization to membrane
Cellular component (GO): synapse; cell surface; plasma membrane
Source: RefSeq, a predicted model, not a curated record